This is a messenger RNA of Fusarium musae, 429 nucleotides long. RefSeq lists its product as uncharacterized. The transcript is spliced from 3 exons. The record is from RefSeq and is a predicted model, not a curated record. NCBI's taxonomy places the organism in Eukaryota, Fungi, Ascomycota, Sordariomycetes, Hypocreales, Nectriaceae. Bases 1 to 429 code for a protein of 142 amino acids.
AUGCUCUUGUCUCUUGCCGUUAUCAGCGGCCUAGCCGCCCUCUCUCAAGGCUACGUUUUGACGGCCUACAAGAACGUCGACGACUGCAAAGCAGAGGGCGACACUAACUACCGCAUUUAUGAAGGCGACUUCGACGGAUGCCAAAAGUUCGGCGGCCAAUCGGGCUCGACCUGUACCGAGUACUCUAAUGGCGGCACCAUCGGGCCCAACGCUUGUUCAAGCGACGUCUGGGAGGUGCACUCUGUUGCUCUUGACGGAAAGACACAGAUUAGUGGCGCCCAGCUUUGUUACACGUGUACUUACUACACCGACGAGCAUUGUGGUUCUCUGAACCAGAGUCCUCAGUGGUACUGUGAUGGCUGGGAGGCGGGCCCAAAGUCCUUCCGAUGUCUUGAGGGAGCUCUCGGUACGCUUAUCAUGAAGACAUAG